UCCUCUGCCCCCAAUCAUUCAUUCUAUCAUCCUUCGUACCCCCUUGCUAUUUCUCUCUAUCUCUCUCUACCUCUUUCUCUCUCUAGUUUUUGUUUCGGGAAUUUGGGAUAUUUAUAUUAUACUAUUUGUUAUUUCUCGACUAUGUGCUGUUGCUAUUUGCCUUGAAUCAUCGAGCUGAACCUUGGAUUUGGUUUGGAUACUCUAGUGCUUCCUCUCUGUUUUGAUUCCUAUCCUAAUUGUGGAAUUGAAGAAUUUUGAAAUGGCUCGUUCGAAUGUGCCAAAAUUCGGCAACUGGGAAAACGAGGACAAUGUUCCCUACACGGUGUACUUCGAGAAGGCAAGAAAGAAUCGAGGAGGGGGGAAGAUGACAAAUCCUAAUGAUCCUCAAGAGAAUCAAGAAGUGUUCGACGUACCUCCUCGAUCCAAACCGAACGAGCCGGUGGGGAGGGGAGCUGCGGAGCGAGUGGCUGAACAACGAGGGGGUAGUAAGGGUGAUGGUGAUCUUAUACAUCCGAAUAAGUCUCCGGCUCGUGUGGAAAACACGGUUCAGAAAACUGGUAAUGAGUUGAACUAUGGUGCGCCCCGUGGACAGAGGCCAGCCCGACCUGCAAGGACCAGCGGCGGCUCCGACAGCAUGGAGCGUUCGCCGCUCCACCCGCGUUACCCGGCUAAAGUGAUGGGGGUGGGAAGCGCGUCUCCCACUCCCACUUCUUGGGAUGGGAGGAACUAUGAAAGUGUUCGUGGCGAUCAGGGAAGAUCCCGGCCUAAGCCGGUUGCUCGAGGAGAUGAAAGUCCUGAUGCUAGUGCUGCAGUUCCGAAAUUCGGGGAAUGGGAUGAAAACGAUCCGAGCUCGGCAGAACAGUUUACGGGGAUUUUUGACAAAGUAAGGGAGGAGAGGCAUUCUAGCCACAACAAUGUUUCCGGCGGAACUCCGAGGCAUUCUUCCCAUAACCGCGGCCAACAGGCCGCCAAACAGCCUAAAUGCUGCUUUCUUUGAGAUGAGAUGAGAUGAGACGAGACGUGUGUUUGUUUCUUUCCCAAUUGGGUGAGACCUCCUCCUGCUGUCAGUGUUUCAAAAGAACAUGGUAAGUAGCUUUGAAAGAGCUAUUUCUGUGUGUCAUUAUUUCAGUUUUGAUUCUACCUUAUCCAUGUUGUUGCUGUCUCUUUUCACAAUAAACCAAUGUUUGCUUUUAAUUAUUAUUUUUUUCUAUAUUUGUAGUAUUUCUUUAGAGGUUUCUGAUCUGGGUUUUGGUCUAUCUUUUUUUCUUUUUUCAUUAUUUAUUGUAAUGUUUGUGUAGUGUAGAUAGACAGACUGUCAUCAACCUAUGGGAGAUUUAUUUUGCUGA
This is a messenger RNA of Andrographis paniculata, 1346 nucleotides long. RefSeq names its product RPM1-interacting protein 4-like. Lineage: Eukaryota; Viridiplantae; Streptophyta; Magnoliopsida; Lamiales; Acanthaceae. Bases 260 to 997 code for a protein of 245 amino acids. The transcript has 4 exons. The record is from RefSeq and is a predicted model, not a curated record.